UAACGACCUCACCUCAAUGUUUACAACCAGGCCAACAAUAGUUGCGUUACACAAGCCUGCGGUACGAGUCUCGUGGCAAGCCAAUGCCGGUAUCAAGCAAUCAGCUCUCUCACGAACAGCAAGCCGCACAUUCGCCGUCACAAUGAGUGUGAGACGUCACCACUUCGCGCCUCUCGGCGGCGACAGUGGAAGCAAUUCAGACACAAACUUGCUCCGCCUGCGAGGCAUCGUCUUCGACAUGGACGGCACACUGUGCGAACCCCAAAACUGGAUGUUCAGCCAAAUGCGCUCAGAAGUCGGGAUCCCCAAAUCCGAAGACAUCCUCGACUACAUCCACGCCUUACCCGAACCUCAACAAAUCGAAGCCUUCGAAAAAAUCAAAGCCAUCGAAAGCGAAGCUAUGUCGAAACAAAUCCCUCAAGCAGGGUUAGUGGCUCUCAUGGAAUUCCUGGAUCAGCAUAAGAUUAAAAAAGCAAUUUGUACGAGGAAUUUCGAUGCGCCUGUGAAUCAUUUAUUGGAGAAACAUGUACCUUCGCAUUUGAAUCCUUUCGAUCCGGUGAUUACAAGGGAUUUCAAGCCGCCGAAACCGUCGCCGGAGGGGAUCUUGCAUAUUGCUAGGUCCUGGGGCGUGGUGGGUUCGAAAGCAAAGGCGAGCGCUGAUGGUGUGAAGACUCCGGUGUUGCCUAUUAUUAUGGUUGGCGAUUCGGUGGAUGAUAUGGCUGCUGGUAGGGAUGCGGGUGCGCUUACGGUGUUGUUGAAGAGUGAAGGGAAGGAGGAGUUGGAGACGGAUGAGAGGACUGAUGUUGCGAUUGGGACGCUGGAUGAAUUGAUUACGUUGUUGGAGCGAGGGAUCAAGCCCGCUCGGUAACGACUUUGGGCAUCAUUCUGAUUGUGCCAAACAGGCGAUCGUCGACGAUGCGAAGUACCGAUGUCGCAUAAGCUGACCAAAGCUCCCACUUCCUGGAGGUCUCAUCUUCCGGCCUUGCAAAUAAUUCGCUCAUAGAUGAUGUUCAAAUUGCAAGUAACAUCCUUAUACAGUAGAACACGGCCAAGCUCAAUUUAUU
Messenger RNA from Cercospora beticola, 1064 nucleotides. RefSeq names its product HAD family hydrolase. The record is from RefSeq and is a predicted model, not a curated record. Lineage: Eukaryota; Fungi; Ascomycota; Dothideomycetes; Mycosphaerellales; Mycosphaerellaceae.